AUGCUGCCCUUCUUGUUCUCGUUCGCCAACGCCCACCUCCCACAACAACAACCACAACCACCACCCAGUUUCCUCAUCCUCCGCUGGUCGUUUGUUGUUUCCAUUAUUCGGGGCCUCGUUGUUGUGGGCGCAAUUGUCACAAUUGUCAGAUACGCACCCCGACUUUCGCACCGCUGCCUUCGCACCGGCAACGCCAUACGCCACACCUUCGGGACAAGGAGCAGCGGUGGGUGCCUGCUGCUUGCCAAGGCAACCUACAUUGACAACACCAGCAUCAAGCGAGAACAGGCCGGCAGACAGGCUGGCACCACCAGUGUUCGCCCCGCACCCCACUCACCAAGGGUACAGAACAUCUCCAAGGCAACCUACAUUGACAACACCAGCAUCAAGCGAGAACAGGCCGGCAGACAGGCUGGCACCACCAGUGUUCGCCCCGCACCCCACCUCAGCCAACUGAAACACAGCAACACCAACGACGGCGACGCAGCAGGCGACAGACGAACAGCGAGCACUUGA
Molecule: messenger RNA, 516 nt
Organism: Salpingoeca rosetta
Lineage: Eukaryota; Choanoflagellata; Craspedida; Salpingoecidae
Exons: 6
Coding region: 1-516 (171 amino acids)
Source: RefSeq, a predicted model, not a curated record